CAACAGCUUACGUACACUCCAUCUCAUAAAUGCUACAUGCCCAAUUCUGUGCUUAUAUGAAGACCCCAAAUGGCCAUAAGAAAUCGCCCACCUCCUUCUGUCUGCAACUGCAUCAUCUGAAACUCCUUAUUUCACCUCUCUCUAUUUCUCUCUCUCUCUCUCUCACACACACACACACUAACAUUAAUAGUAUUGUCAUAUACUAUUUUCUGCAAUGGAGUUGGGAAGCAUACUGCACUUUCUUCAAGACAAGACCAUUUUGAUCACUGGAGCCACUGGUUUUCUUGCCAAAGUUUUAUUGGAGAAGAUAUUGAGGGUCCAACCAAAUGUUAAGAAGCUCUACCUUCUCUUAAGAGCUGCAGACGCCAAAUCUGCAACUCAUCGCUUGCACAGUGAGAUCAUAGCGAAGGAUUUGUUUAGGAUAUUAAAGGAAAAAGUGGGUGUACAUUUUAACUCUUUCAUCUCGAAAAAGUUGACUCUGGUGCCUGGGGACAUUUCUCGUGAAGAUUUAGGAAUUGAAGAUACCAUUCUAAGGGAAGAGAUUUAUGAUCAAACAGAUGUCAUCAUAAAUUUAGCUGCAACAACUAACUUUGAUGAAAGGUAUGAUAUAUCUUUGGGUCUAAAUACCUUUGGAGUUAAGUAUGUGAUCAACUUCGCCAAAAAGUGUGCUAAACUCGAGGUUCUUGUGCAUGUAUCAACAGCCUAUGUAUGCGGUGAGGGAGGAGAAGAAGGGCUCAUAUUAGAGAAACCUUAUCAUUUGGGUGAUUCUCUGAAUGGAGUUUCUGGAUUAGACAUCAAUGCAGAAGACAAGGUGGUUCGUGAAAAACUGACCGAGUUACGACAACUGGGGGCCACAGAAAAGGAAAUUAAAGAGGUUAUGAAGGACUUGGGUAUUAGCAGGGCAAAGUUGUAUGGAUGGCCAAACACAUACGUAUUCACGAAAGCCAUGGGAGAGAUGCUUGUGGAGCAACUAAAAGGAAACUUAUCCGUUGUGAUCAUUCGUCCUACUAUUGUUACCAGCACACUCAAAGAACCUUUCCCUGGUUGGGCAGAAGGUGUAAGAACCAUUGACAGUUUAGCAGUAGCCUAUGGGAAAGGAAAAUUAACAUGCUUCCUUGGAGAUCUCAAAGCAAUUAUUGAUGCGAUACCAGCUGACAUGGUGGUGAAUGCAAUACUUGUGGCUAUGGUGGCUCAUGCAAAUCGUCCCAGUGAUGACGUUAUAUAUAAUAUUGGUUCUUCUGUUAGAAAACCACUGAGAUACAGCAAUCUUCAAGACUAUGGCUUGAGAUAUUUCACAGCAAAACCAUGGAUAAACAAGGAUGGAAGGCCAGUUAAGGUUGGCAAAGUUACAGUAUUGGACAACAUGGACAGCUUCAGAAGAUAUAUGUUCAUCCGCUACCUCGUUGUGCUGAAGGGACUUGAGCUAGCCAAUACUGCAUUUUGCCAGUAUUUCCAAGGAACAUAUCUUAAUCUCAAUAGGAAGAUCCAGAUCGUGAUGCGGUUGGUGGACCUUUACAAGCCCUACUUGUUCUUCAGAGCUGCGUUUGAUGAUAUGAACACAGAGAAGUUGCGAAUGGCAGCAAGAGAAGGAGGAGUGGAGAGAGAUUUGUUUUACUUUGAUCCAGAAGUGAUAGAUUGGGAUGAUUACUUUUUGAACAUCCACCUUCCUGGUGUUGUGAAGUACAUUUUCAAGUGAAAUUAUAAUUGAAGUGAGAUAUAUAUAUAUUGUUAGAGUGAAUUUUAUUACUAUGAUAAGAAAAAAUUGUACUAGAUGAGUGAGAUGAAGGUUAUGUUAGAGUUUGUGAAGGGCAGCAUAAAUGGUGUUAGAGCUGCUAAAUAUGUUUCAGAAACUUUGAUAAAGUGUAUCAAUAUAUUUUUCAAUCAUAUAUUUUUAAAUUUACUUGUCUCUUACAAUAAGUAAGAGUGAGUAUCUGAUUAGUAAACAAA
Vigna angularis (adzuki bean) is the source of this 1947-nucleotide messenger RNA. Its product is annotated as fatty acyl-CoA reductase 3-like. Gene Ontology annotation, cellular component: intracellular membrane-bounded organelle. Gene Ontology annotation, biological process: long-chain fatty-acyl-CoA metabolic process; suberin biosynthetic process. The record is from RefSeq and is a predicted model, not a curated record. Gene Ontology annotation, molecular function: alcohol-forming very long-chain fatty acyl-CoA reductase (NADP+) activity. The coding region runs from base 215 to 1696 and encodes 493 amino acids. The transcript is spliced from 10 exons. Lineage: Eukaryota; Viridiplantae; Streptophyta; Magnoliopsida; Fabales; Fabaceae.